CUUUUGAAGUAUGAUAAAUAGUAUGAAUCUUGAACAUGCCCUGGGGAUCAAAGCCAAUAUCUGGUCAAAGAUGAGACACUUGAGAUUUGGGUUCUUUGUUGAUACAGAGUGAAUGUUCUGAAGCGUUCGUGUGUGGAGUCAGCUGUAGCGUACUGUUCAAAAAUCAAGAGAUUAAAAAUGCUUCUGGCAUCCCUUCAAUCUAGAUGCUUCUUAUGUAUUCGGAAGCACAUUUAUCGUCUUUUGGUUUUAGAAAGCGAACUUAAAGAAAGAAAUUUUAUGCUCGUCUAUUAUUUUGUAUUUUUUCUUUUUUUCACACAUUUAAUUGUUUCAUCCGAAAUUCAUGAAAAUCUUAAACAUUUGACAUGCUCAAAUUUCAAAUGCUAUUCUUGCAACAAAAAGAACAAAAGCAAACAAACACUUUUUGGAACGCCUUUUUAAAUACAAACAACACAAGCACAAACCAAUCGAAG
Messenger RNA from Metschnikowia bicuspidata var. bicuspidata NRRL YB-4993, 470 nucleotides. RefSeq lists its product as uncharacterized. Bases 178 to 438 code for a protein of 86 amino acids. The transcript has a single exon. Lineage: Eukaryota; Fungi; Ascomycota; Pichiomycetes; Serinales; Metschnikowiaceae. The record is from RefSeq and is a predicted model, not a curated record.